This is a messenger RNA of Nerophis lumbriciformis (worm pipefish), 588 nucleotides long. NCBI's taxonomy places the organism in Eukaryota, Metazoa, Chordata, Actinopteri, Syngnathiformes, Syngnathidae. The record is from RefSeq and is a predicted model, not a curated record.
AUGACGGCUUCAUCUAUGGCGCACACUGGAGGAAAGCACCACAGUGCAAAAGAGGAGAGGAAGAUUCGGAAGCCUCUAAUUGAAAGGAAACGCCGAGAGCGGAUAAACAAUUGUUUGGAUCAGUUGAAAGAGACCGUGAUCUGCGCCUUCAGACUUGAUCAAUCCAAACUGGAAAAAGCUGACAUACUUGAGAUGACAGUGAAACAUUUGCAAAAUAUCCAGAUGAAUAAACUCAAUGACCCUCUGGAGGCCCAGCAGAAAUACAGCAAAGGGUACCUCCAGUGCAUGCAUGAAGUACACAAUACACUCCUCACCUGUGAUUGGAUGGAUAAAACUCUUGGUUCCCGCCUGCUCAACCACCUCCUCAGAUCCUUACCAAGAUCUUCUGAAGAGCCCAUCCAACAGCCAGUAACUAGAAAUGAUGUCCCGACUCCGGUCAGUCAAGGCGGCAUACCUCCAAGCACAUCAACCAGAAGAGACACGAGGGAACAUCCCACCUACCAUGAGUCUGCAGUCAGCAGACGUCAAGAGAGAGCUGCACUCCAUGACUCCCACUUUAGGAUGCUGGAGAUGUGGCGGCCUUGGUGA